Eleginops maclovinus (Patagonian blennie) is the source of this 5094-nucleotide messenger RNA. It is a transcript of the gene ebpl, whose product is annotated as EBP like. Gene Ontology annotation, cellular component: endoplasmic reticulum; membrane. The record is from RefSeq and is a predicted model, not a curated record. Gene Ontology annotation, biological process: sterol metabolic process. The transcript is spliced from 4 exons. Bases 4360 to 4977 code for a protein of 205 amino acids. NCBI's taxonomy places the organism in Eukaryota, Metazoa, Chordata, Actinopteri, Perciformes, Eleginopidae. Gene Ontology annotation, molecular function: cholestenol delta-isomerase activity.
UAGAGGUGUUUGAUCUGGUUACCUGGGGUCGUUGUAGAGGUGUUUGAUCUGGUUACCUGGGGUCGUUGUAGAGGUGCGGGUGGUGUUGUAGGACGUCCUGCAGGAAGCGCUCCAAUAGGCUGGUGCUGGAGUAGGAGGAGGCGGAGCUUCCUCUGGACGACGCUCUUACAGCGUCCAGGUGUCGCAGGCUGCACAGGUGCUGAGGGAGGAGACAGGUGGUUAACAUGGACCCUGAUAGGACGGCUUAAGUCACACGACCCAGGCUUACCUGGUUCAGGUGGGUGUAGAGAACCCUGCAAAACCCGCAGUAACCCCGCCUGCUGGAGGGACCUGGAUCCACACAGAUCCUGUCACACAGACACCUUAUUAACACACACCUCAUCAACACACACCUUAUUAACACACACCUCAUCAACACACACCUCAUCAACACACACCUCAUCAACACACACCUUAUUAACACACACCUUAUUAACACACACCUCAUCAACACAGACCUUAUCAACACACACCUCAACACACACCUUAUUAACACACACCUCAUCAACACACACCUUAUUAACACACACCUCAUCAACACACACCUUAUUAACACACACCUCAUCAACACACACCUUAUCAACACACACCUCAACACACACCUUAUUAACACACACCUUAUUAACACACACGUUAUUAACACACACCUUAUUAACACACACCUCAACACACACCUUAUUAACACACACCUCAUUAACACACACCUCAUUAACACACACCUUAUUAACACACACCUCAUUAACACACACCUUAUCAACACACACCUCAUCAACACACACCUUAUCAACACACACCUCAACACACACCUUAUUAACACACACCUCAACACACACCUUAUUAACACACACCUUAUCAACACACACCUCAUCAACACACACCUCAUUAACACACACCUUAUUAACACACACCUUAUUAACACACACCUCAUCAACACACACCUUAUUAACACACACCUCAUCAACACACACCUCAUUAACACACACCUCAUCAACACACACCUCAUUAACACACACCUCAUUAACACACACCUCAUCAACACACACCUCAUCAACACACACCUCAUUAACACACACCUCAUUAACACACACCUCAUCAACACACACCUCAUCAACACACACCUCAUCAACACACACCUCAUUAACACACACCUUAUUAACACACACCUUAUUAACACACACCUCAACACACACCUUAUUAACACACACCUCAUCAACACACACCUCAUUAACACACACCUCAUUAACACACACCUCAUUAACACACACCUCAUCAACACGCACCUUAUUAACACACACCUUAUUAACACACACCUUAUUAACACACACCUUAUUAACACACACCUUAUUAACACACACCUCAACACACACCUUAUUAACACACACCUCAACACACACCUUAUUAACACACACCUCAUCAACACACACCUUAUUAACACACACCUCAUUAACACACACCUUAUUAACACACACCUCAUUAACAGACACAUAAUGAUAUUAAUCUACAGGUAGACUCACCUGCUGGGGGAUCCUGCUGUCUUCUGGUAACCUGACACACACACACACACACACACACACACACACACACACACACACACACACACACACACACACACAGUAUAAGUGAUGUACAGGUAUGUAAUGACUGCACAGGUGAUUGUUUACCUUCAUCAGAGUCGGACAUCCUGCGAAUCUGAAACACAAUCAGUGUUAAUGUUAUUAACAUGAUUUAUAAUACUGACAUGUUCAUGACAUGUUCAUGACAUGUUCAUGACAUGUUCAUGAGGACCCACCUCGAAACAGAGUCGUCAGUGAAUCACCCAUCCAAUCAGAGCGAUCCAUGCUGUAACCCACUGUAACCAGUCCAUGAACCUGAAGAGAGGUUAGAAAAUGAUAAGAGCAAAAACUACUGAUAAUAAUAACAAUAAUAUGCAUUAAAUAAUAGAAAUAAUAAUCACAAUGACUACAUAAUACUUAAAUAACAACAAUAACAUGAUCGUAACAACAAAUAGUGUGAAAUAAUAAAUACAUACUUAGAAAGCACUUUAUGAAUGUAUUAAUAAUAAUAAUACAUUCAGCCAAUCAGAGCAGCAGGACAGCUGUGCUCUGAUUGGCUGAGACUCGGGCUCAGGUUCUUAGCAGCUAACCUUAGCCUGCUGUCCGCUGAGCUACAGAGACACUGAUUGGCUCAGGUGAGGGUCUACCCGACCCCCACCCCCCACUGAUCAGCUGUUUACUGUUGUUUGUUUACCUGCAGCUGGUCUUUGUUGUUGUUUACUUUCACGAUCAAGUCUCCUUCCGUCGCGCGCUGCUCCUUCAUCUGUUAAGUUUCCGGUUUGACUCUUCUUCUGCUGCUGAAUUUCAGGUAGAGGCGGCUUCACAGCGCCGAGUGGCCGCCCAGAGAACUGCACAACAACAACUGCUCACGGUUCUUAUUGUUAAUGAUAAUCAGGGGCGUCACUAGGUUUUAAGGACAGGGGGGACUAAGCCCCCAGGAGAUGCACAGGAUGUGAGCGAACGUUUAAUUUCACAAACAGCUAACAAAAACUGAGAAAUUGCCUUACACUUUUGGGACAGAUUUAACAGAUCCUUUACUGUGUAAAUGUUUCGGGCCACCAUUACAUCUUUAAUACAGUACAACAACAAACACAGGAAGUACUGUAUGUCCACAGCAUCAACAACAACAAAAGAACCAUCACACAGUUACACUGCCCUAUUCAACCAAUGCUUCGUAUUCAUUAACAGCCCACAUGUAUUAUCCAAAACUCUGCAAAACAAAGAGCGCUGUGUUCUCACUAAGUACAUUUAAAAUAACAUGCCUACAAUUGGCAGUUACUUGGUGGGUGGAAGCAUCAAAGAAUGCCGUCUGUUUUUAAGGGUGGCAAAGGCCUCUAUCACUCUGUUGUGAUUCAGGUGCUGAAGGGCGUCUUUUUCAAUUGACAUGACUGCAAGACUGUGAAGUCUUUUCUGACCCAUUGUUUGGCGUAGCCAGGAGUGCAGCCGGCGCAGUACACUAAAGGACCUUUCACACGAGCAGCUGCUUACAGGCACUGUUAAAGCAACUUGGAAGGUUGCCUUCAGGGAGGGAAACAUGUCUGAAUCAAGGAGGUUGUGCACAGUCAACAUAUCUUUGGGUGAACAUCCAGCCUCUGUUUUCCGGGCAAGAAAGUUUCUGGCCACCAGAACCUCCUCUGUUUUCAGGUCAGUGCUGUAGUGUUUUGCAAGUUCAUUCAAGUGUGAUUCACUCAAGAAGUUCUCAGAUUUCGGACUGCGUGCCUGGAUGCCUUUUAGUAGCCCUGCAUCUACACUGCAACAUCUUUGCUCAAGCAGGGAGCAUUUCGUUCAUUAAUUACAUGGGACUUUCUGUUGUUAGCUGGGGGACUGGAGCUAACUUAUUGUCACCAACAGCAGUGAUCAAUACUUACUCUCUUGAAAAAAUGUCCUAUAUCCAUUCUUGUUCACGUUCUUCUGCUAAUGCUGCUCUAGUCGGCUCUGUGUGCUCCGCUCCCGGUACAUGCUGCGGGUACCCAGAUGCAGAGACGAGUGCAACCUAGGUUGCAGUGAAAACGUGGACUGGAUUUCAGUGAUGUGGGCGUGCUCUAUGAACAGGUGGAAUGGAUUGGAUAACGACGCACUGACCCUGACUCUACCUUUCACUACAGGGAAACUAAGAUUUAUGACCAUAUUUAAGUGAAUAAUGGUUGUGUGAUUAUUUAUGUGAACUCAUAUUCUGGCCACAUUAUAUUGAAUUUGUCGGCAUUUAAAAAAAUAAUAAUAAUAAUAAUUUAGGGGGGCUUAAGAAUAUUUUAGGGGGGCUGAAGCCCCCCUAAAAUAGGCCUAAUGACGCCCCUGAAUGAUAAUUAAUAUAAUAGUUAAUUAAUUCAAUAAUUAGAAGAAGAUAUCUAUGAAAUAAAUAAUGUCAUUAAUAUUGAUAAUAUUGUCGGAUUGUAAAGGCAUUUAGUAAAACUCAGAUGUUGAUGAUCUUUAGUUCGUAGCAAUCCUUUCAGUUUCAACCCAAAAAGGCUGUUAUUUAAUGUAUAAAUAUAAACUGUCUACAUAUAUACUUGUAUAACCAUACAAAAGCGUAAAAACCUAAAUAUACUUAUAUAUGAGAGUAUUUAUUAACCUGAGUGGAUUCUGGUUACUCUCUGGAAAGGGGCAGGGUCGGGAGGUGGGCUGAUCUCAGCAGCCAAUGGGAGGACUUGGGCGGGGUUUAGAACCAGAACAACCAAUAGAGUGAGGUUAGGGGCGGGACCUGACGUCUCCAAUCUCACAGCUUGAUUCUUCACCAGAAAACUACAGUUUCUUCUCCUGCUCCUCUGCCAUGGACUCAGGCAUGUCUGUGGUCUCCAUCUGGUCUCUGUUAGCAUGUAGCCUGCAGCUGUUAGCCGCCGGGCUGCUAACCCAAAGGUGUGGGGGGCGGGUCUUAGUGCAGGACAGGUGGGUGGUGCUGUGGCUCUUCUAUGACGUCAUCGUCCACCUGACGAUGGAGGGUCCGUUUGUGUACAUGUCACUGGGGGGGGGGGCGGUGGAGACGUCUGAGGGUCCACUGGCAGAGCUCUGGAAGGAGUACGGGAAGGCUGACCGGCGCUGGCUGGUUUCUGACCCCACCAUCGUCUCCAUAGAGAUCCUGACCGUAGUGCUGGACUCCAUGCUGGGUCUGCUUCUGAUCCAUGCCGUGCUCAAGGACCAGUACUACAGGCACUUCCUGCAGGUGGCGCUGUGUGUGUGUGAGCUGUACGGGGGCUGGAUGACCUUCUGUCCUGAUUGGCUGAUGGGCAGUCCUCACCUGGACACGUCCCGCCCCCUCUACCUGUGGGUCUACCUGGUGUUCUUUAACGGGAUUUGGGUCCUGGUCCCAGUUCUGCUGCUGGUCCAGUCAUGGUUCUCCCUGAGGAGUCUGCAUAUACCGAAGCGCGGGGAGACCAGGAAGAGGAAGUAGAGAUGAUGGGAUACAGCAGCCUUAUCGACAACCUCUGGAAUGUCCAAAUCGACCAAUCAGAGUCCAGUAUUCAACUCAGCCGUGUAAUAACCAACAUUAAACAAUGACCUCAUUUAA